Molecule: messenger RNA, 2351 nt
Organism: Marmota flaviventris (yellow-bellied marmot)
Lineage: Eukaryota; Metazoa; Chordata; Mammalia; Rodentia; Sciuridae
Gene: Rnf115
Product: ring finger protein 115
Biological process (GO): protein ubiquitination; ubiquitin-dependent protein catabolic process
Cellular component (GO): nucleus; cytoplasm
Molecular function (GO): ubiquitin protein ligase activity
Source: RefSeq, a predicted model, not a curated record
GGUGCCGCUCUACCCCGGAGUGUCGGUGGUUUCCGGGGACACUCUGCCUUUCUUCUCGCUGGAAGGCUGGAGGACUGGCGAGGGGUAGUUUGAGUUGCCGGCGGGCGGCUGCGGCCGGCGGACUCUCCUGCCCACGCCUCUCUGGUGCCGGGAGGCGGGCCGCCGGGUCCUCUCCGCGCCGCCGCCCUCCGGGUCCGGCAGACUCACGUGACCGACGCGGACUCUGGAGCGGCGGGCCGCGCCGAGGCGGCGGCGGCGGCGAGCGCAGCCUGCGAGGUAGCGGCCUGGCGAGGGACCGGCCGGCUGCCCUCGCCCUCCGACAGCCGCGGCGGGGAGGAAAAUGGCGGAGGCCUCGGCGGCCGGGGCGGACGCGGGCGCCGCUGUGGCCGCGCACCGGUUUUUCUGCCACUUUUGCAAAGGCGAGGUCAGCCCCAAACUGCCGGAAUAUAUAUGUCCCAGAUGUGAAUCAGGCUUUAUUGAAGAAGUGACAGAUGAUUCCAGUUUUUUAGGUGGUGGCAGCAGCCGGAUAGACAGUAGCACAUCAACUCGUUUUGCAGAGCUCUGGGACCAUUUGGAUCACACGAUGUUUUUCCAAGAUUUUAGACCAUUUCUAAGUAGCAAUCCACUGGACCAAGAUACUAGAGCCAAUGAAAGGAGUCACCAGACUCCCACUGACUUCUGGGGACCAAGUAGGCCUCCAAGGCUGCCCGUUACCCGGAGAUACAGGUCUCGAGGAAGUGCUCGUCCUGGCAGGUCUCCAGCUAUUGAGGGAAUAAUGCAACAGAUCUUUGCAGGAUUCCUUGCAAAUUCUGCAAUUCCAGGAUCCCCACACCCUUUUUCUUGGAGCGGGAUGCUGCACUCCAACCCUGGGGACUAUGCCUGGGGUCAGACAGGGCUUGAUGCCAUUGUAACCCAGCUUUUAGGACAGCUGGAAAACACAGGGCCUCCCCCAGCUGACAAGGAAAAAAUCACCUCUCUUCCAACAGUGAGCGUAACUCCGGAACAAGUUGAUAUGGGUUUAGAAUGUCCAGUUUGCAAAGAAGAUUACACAGUUGAAGAGGAAGUCCGGCAGCUACCCUGCAAUCACUUCUUUCACAGCAGCUGUAUUGUGCCAUGGUUAGAACUGCAUGACACAUGUCCUGUAUGUAGGAAGAGUUUAAAUGGUGAGGAUUCUACGCGGCAAACCCAGAGCUCUGAGGCCUCUGCAAGCAACAGAUUUAGCAAUGACAGCCAGCUACAUGAUCGAUGGACUUUCUGAAACUAAAGGUCACACCUGAACCAGGGCUGUCUGUGGUAGUCUUCUUAAAACAUAGCUAUAGAUUCUAUCAAAACAAAAAAUAGUAGAUGGAUUUAGGAAUCACAUAAGAAACCCCAACCCAUAAUAUUAACGCAAUGAGUGUUUUUCUUCUCUAAAUUUAAAGUUAGUACCUACCGAUUGAAUUGUAUCACAACCAAAUGCCUCUUACUCCUGAAUUCAGAGUGAUAAUUUUUUAAGUGUGAAACUUAACUAUGUGGGUUUGCCCCUGCCUGAAGAGAGUCAGUUCCUUGAAGUCUAGCGAGGGUCCUGCUGUCUGUCAUGUCUCCUUGGGAUGGAUGUUCCCACCUCCUCCUUCAGCCUCCUUCUACCCCAUCGUUAGUAUAUUUUACAGUGAACACAGAGGAACCAGAGCCCUCAAGUCCUGCUGACGUCAGGUCCUGUUGUCUUUAUUGUACAGAAGCAUCUACUUUUGACCACAUUAGCAAUAAGGUGAUGUCAGAUUGAUUCAGGAAUUUGAGACUAAGGAUCUUGUUUUGUUUUAAUCCUCAGAGCACAAAUCAAAGAAAAAUUACAGUGGAAAGGAAAAGGUAACCUGUCGUAAACUUUAGUUUUUUAAUUCUUGAGAGUCUUGUGCUGUUGGGAAUCUGAUUCUGGUUCCUUUCUGGGAAUGAGUUGGGCAGCAAGUAGCGUCAGAAAGACAGAUGUUUAAAAUCUUAAGUUCUGUGAUUUUUUUUUUUUUUUAUGAUCCUUAACUCAUUGUUUACUGUUUGUCUUAAGAACCUUAAUAUAAUUUCUCUCAUAGAAAUAUAAUUAUUUCAUACUGCUUCUAUAUCCAGUUCACUGCUUUUGGUAAUUCAGUGCUCUUUAGGAAUUGAGAUUUUACAUUGUCUUUUAAUCUUUAAAGCCCAUUGUUUGUCUUGGAAACUUUUCUGUUCUGCUUUGAUUCUGGCAACACUUAGAAUCAAACUGAUUAUGUGAUCAUGCCCAAAACAACUUGGCCUGGAAGAGGUAGGCCUUACUUUUUAAGCUAACAGUGUCCCAUAUGUGUGCUCUUCAAGUGUUUAAAGUUGAAUAAAUGAAGAAAGAAUGUCAA